Messenger RNA from Zea mays, 1681 nucleotides. RefSeq lists its product as uncharacterized. The transcript has 6 exons. The record is from RefSeq and is a predicted model, not a curated record. NCBI's taxonomy places the organism in Eukaryota, Viridiplantae, Streptophyta, Magnoliopsida, Poales, Poaceae. The coding region runs from base 562 to 1383 and encodes 273 amino acids.
GCAAAGCAAACCGAAGCCGGUUUCAUAUGAGAUCGCACCCCGCUGCGCUGCUGCUCCUCCUUCCUCCGGCUCCCUUUCCUCCGCAGCUCGAAUAAAGCCCCCUCCUCCUCUUCCAGUCUUCCUCCUCCGCGCUUCAGUCUUCCCAGCGCCACGAUUCCGGUUCUUGCAGAGUAGCGCAGAGUGCCGGAGGAAUCUGUUGGAUUCUCCUGCUACUGGUUCGGUUCUUUGGGAGUUGUUGGCGGUGUGCCUUGAGCGAUUUGGUGCGCCGCGGAUUGUUGUGGGGUGAGGGUGAUAGCAGAGACAAGGGCCGUGUGGAGAGCCGAGGAGGAGGGAAGGGAAAGGGGGCGCACCGCGCAUGGGCGGGCAGUGGCUGGGGGAGGGGAUGCCGCCGUCCAACCUGCAGUGCUUCUUGGACUGCACCACCCCCACCGUGGACACGCACAUUCUCCCCAAGGGCCGCUAGCUAGUAGUACUACUCUGUUCCUAUCUGAAAGUGAGUCGCCGUUCGGUUGCAUCCAGACGAAUGGACGUUUGCCAGCCGAUGCUUGGCACCACGCUGAGAUGGACAGCGUCGAGUACUUCAAUCUUUCCGACCUCUGGGAACAGUACUACGAGUGGAGCGCGUACGGCGCCGGAGCUACGGUGCAGCUCCCAGGAGGGGAGAGAGUAGUUCAGUACUAUGUUCCAUACCUGUCCGGGAUGCAGCUAUUCACCAACAAGGUCCUGACGGCAUCCAGGAGUUUUGGUGAAGAUAAUGGCAUGGAUUUCUGGAGUGAUGAUGAGGACAACGAGAAGAUGUCAAGAUCGUGGAGUUCGACUUCUGAUGAAUCAUUGUUCAACUGUGAUGUGGUAUGGCCCAACAGGAAGCGUCCAGGGCACUUGUCCUUUGAGUUCUUUGAAGUAGGUUCACCUUACGGAAGGGUCCCGUUCAUUGACAAGGUCUAUGAACUAUCCCAGGGCUUUCCUGGAUUGACAUUACUGAAGAGUGCUGACCUAUCGCCUGUUAGCUGGAUGUCAGUUGCCUGGUACCCUAUAUACCACAUUCCUUACCAGCGUAGCGUGAAGGAUUUAUCUGCAUGCUUCUUGACUUACCAUACUAUUUCCUCCUCGUUCCAAGAUUACGGGCUCGAGACCAUGACCAAUGAUUGUUGCCAUCCAGUUGCCGACGGCAAGCAGAAUGGCCACAUGGAUAAAAAGAGUAACACCGUGUCACUGCCUCCAUUCGGCCUCGCAGCACACAAGGUACAUGGUUCCCUCUGGACCAACCCCAUGACAGGAGAUCACAGAAAGAUGGACUUCCUCUUCAGUGCAGCGGACUCCUGGUUGAAGCAGCUUGGAGUCCAGCACCAUGACUUCAACUUCUUCAUCACUCACCCCAUGUGAACCGCUGCUCUGGAACAGCUUCCGAAGAACCACAUGGACGCAGUGUGAAGCUACUAAUGUUACUUACACCACCAACGACGGUAGCAAAACGUUCACAGUACAGUCCGUUGGUAAAGUAAGUCUAACAAUCGCAGGGUAGAUUUAUACUUGAGUUUACUGCAGCGAAUACCAAACAUGUCGGCAGUCGGCACUCAAAAGGUUUUCUGUUUCUUGUUUCUUGGCAGAAAGAUGUAACAGAUCUGUACAGAAGUUUUGCAACUAAUUUGGUAUCCAUUGUGGGGUUGGGUAUUUGGAUCCA